Paramuricea clavata is the source of this 420-nucleotide messenger RNA. The record is from the annotation of a GenBank genome assembly. Lineage: Eukaryota; Metazoa; Cnidaria; Anthozoa; Malacalcyonacea; Plexauridae.
AUGGCUCAAAGAAUAACAGAUAUAUUGGAGGGGAGUGAUGAUGAGUUAGAGGAGAUAAUGAAACCCGAUGAACCGACGAUAAAAAAAAGAAAGAUAGAUGAAGAAAAGUGCGGUACCCGACUUGAUUUUCAGUCCCGACUUGAUUUUCAAUUGUCUAAGACGGAUGAAGAAAAGUGCGAGGGUGGAUGUAUACGGGGCGAGUGUGUGUUGAAGAACUUUACUGAGGAGGAGAAAGAACAGUACUUUCAAGGAUUUGAGAAGGAUUUAAGUGAUGAUGAAGAAGAUCAGGAGAAAAUUACAGAAUUUUUUGAUGAUGAUAGAAAAUUACAUACCCCCCCCCCCCACCUAUGGGGUUGUGAACAAACUAAAACUAGAUACAGUAUUAAAAAGAUUUAUUUUUAUAAUCGUUUUCCAUUUUAA